Messenger RNA from Sinocyclocheilus grahami, 1590 nucleotides. Its product is annotated as probable polypeptide N-acetylgalactosaminyltransferase 8. Gene Ontology annotation, molecular function: polypeptide N-acetylgalactosaminyltransferase activity. The transcript is spliced from 10 exons. The record is from RefSeq and is a predicted model, not a curated record. Gene Ontology annotation, biological process: protein O-linked glycosylation. Lineage: Eukaryota; Metazoa; Chordata; Actinopteri; Cypriniformes; Cyprinidae. The coding region runs from base 1 to 1590 and encodes 529 amino acids. Gene Ontology annotation, cellular component: Golgi apparatus.
AUGAGAAUAAGCUGUGUGAAGAGUUUGUUUCCAGUCUUGUCUGUCGCUGUGGUGUUUCUCUAUAUGAGCUCUGUCAAGUGGGAAAUCCAAACUCAAGAGAAGCAGCUCCACCAAGUCCAGCAGAACUUCUCGUUACACAGCGCACUUCUGCUCAACAAGUUGGACAAACUGGAGGCUCAUUUAAUAGCCGUGGAAGAGAACAGCCUUAAAGAGAAAAAUGAGAAGAAACCAGCAAAGAAGUUGUUCCCAAACUCAUACCUCUUCAAGCAAUGGACUGUUGAACUUUCUGAGGAUGACCAGAGGAAGGCUGAGGAUCUCUUUCAGAAAUACGGUUAUAAUGCCUUCCUCAGUGACCAGUUGCCUCUGGACCGGGAGCUGCCGGACACUCGAGACCACAGAUGCAUUGGCCGUGAAUACCCCCACAAUCUGCCCACCCUCAGCGUGGUGCUGAUUUAUCUGGAUGAGGCUUUGUCUGUCAUUCAAAGAGCCAUUUGCAGCAUCAUCAACAGAACUCCAGCAGUGUUUAUUCAUAUUUUAUUGCAAUGCUCUUUCUCUUUUAGGGCAGAGCCUCUGCUUGCACGUAUCCAGGCUGAACGUACGCUGGUCCUGAGCCCCGUGUUUGAUAGUGUCAAUUACUAUGACUUGCAAGUGACAAAGUAUUUAGCCUCUGCUCAUGGAUUUGACUGGGCUCUCUGGUGCAUAUACGUGGGAUUCCCACAGAAGUGGUACGAUCAAAACGAUUCUUCACAGCCUGGAAAGAGUCCCUCUGUGAUGGGAAUACUCGUGGUUGAUCGUCUGUUCUUCGGUGAGAUUGGGACUCUGGAUGGAGGGAUGGAGGUGUACGGAGGAGAGAAUGUUGAAUUAGGAAUACGGGUGUGGCUGUGUGGAGGAAGUAUAGAGAUUGUACCCUGCUCUAAAAUUGCUCACAUCGAGAGGGCACACAAACCCUACAUGCCCGAUCUUAGAAAUGUAAUGAAGAGAAAUGCCCUCAGAGUGGCAGAAGUUUGGAUGGAUGAAUACAAAAUAAAUGUGAACAUCGCCUGGGGUCUUCCUAUACAGAACCAUGGGAUAGACAUUGGCGAUGUAUCGGAGAGAAAGAAACUGAGAGAAAAGCUACAUUGCAAACCAUUUAAAUGGUAUCUGGAAAAUGUCUAUCCUGAGUUAAAUCCCAUGCAUUUAUUAGGUUAUGGAGUGCUGAUUAAUGAUCUGCAAACACGUUUAUGUUUGGAUAAAGGACCAUUUGAGGAGAACACUCCCAUUUUAUAUCCUUGUCAUUUCAUGGAAUCACAAAUAUUUUACUAUACAGCAAGUGGUGAGAUAUUUGCGAAUCUCCCUUUGAAAAACAAUAGGAACCGCUGUCUAAUUGAUCCCGGCUCAGGCAGGUUUCCAGAGCUGUCCUGGUGUUCAGACACUGAAAAACAAAAGCACAUGUAUUGGGACUUCAAACAGGGACAGGCUAUACAGAACAGAGAAACCAAACGCUGUCUGGAGAUCAGCGCUGAUCAGACAGGAAAGUAUGAAAAGAAUGUUUUUCUUCAGGACUGCAGAAACCAACACUGGAAGAUACAGAAUAUAAUUCAGGAUUUAUAA